Thalassophryne amazonica is the source of this 2042-nucleotide messenger RNA. It is a transcript of the gene slc6a19a.2, whose product is annotated as solute carrier family 6 member 19a, tandem duplicate 2. Gene Ontology annotation, biological process: sodium ion transmembrane transport. Gene Ontology annotation, cellular component: membrane. The transcript has 12 exons. The record is from RefSeq and is a predicted model, not a curated record. Lineage: Eukaryota; Metazoa; Chordata; Actinopteri; Batrachoidiformes; Batrachoididae. Bases 51 to 1943 code for a protein of 630 amino acids.
CUGAGUUCUUUUUGGAUGAGUUUGCUGCAUUUACUGACAGCCAAACUGAAAUGAGACUGGUUCUUCCCAAUCCCGGUCUUGACGACCGGAUCCCUUCCCAUGCCGACCUGGAAAGGAUGGAAAAGGAGGAAGCCGGGGACAGGCCCAAAUGGGACAACAAAGCCCAGUAUCUUCUCACCUGCGUGGGGUUUUGUGUGGGUCUUGGGAACGUCUGGAGGUUUCCUUACCUGUGUCAAAGUCAUGGAGGAGGUGCAUUUAUGAUCCCGUUUCUUAUCCUGCUCAUCCUGGAGGGCAUCCCACUUUUGCACUUAGAGUUUGCCAUCGGCCAGCGCCUGAGGAAGGGCAGUGUGGGCGUUUGGAUUGCAAUUAACCCUUACUUGGCCGGAGUUGGUAUUGCAUCAAUGACAGUCUCCUUCUUGGUGGGUAUGUACUAUAACACCAUCAUCGCCUGGGUGAUGUGGUACUUCUUUCACUCGUUCCAGAGUCCCCUACCAUGGAGCCAGUGUCCUCUCAAUGACAACCUCACCGCUCCAGUAUCAGAAUGCAAAUGGAGCUCCUCCGUAGACUACUUCUGGUACAGAGAGACACUCAACAUGUCAGCAAAUAUCGAUGAUGCUGGAGCUCUGCAGUGGUGGAUUGUUCUCUGUUUAAUUGCCGCUUGGACUGUGCUCUACAUUUGCUGCAUUAGAGGGAUUGAGACCACAGGCAAGGCCGUGUACAUCACUUCCACUCUGCCGUAUUUGGUCCUCACCAUUUUCCUCGUCAGAGGACUGACUCUCAAAGGAUCUGUUGAAGGAAUCAAAUUUCUCUUCACACCAGAUCUUCAAGAGCUGAUGAACCCAUCAACAUGGUUGGAUGCCGGUGCCCAAGUUUUCUAUUCUUUUUCAUUGGCCUUUGGAGGACUUAUUUCAUUCUCCAGCUACAACCCUGUUCAUAAUAACUGUGAGAAAGACGCUGUCACCAUCUCCAUUAUUAAUGGCUGCACGUCGGUCUACGCCGCCACCGUCAUCUACUCCAUCAUUGGCUUCCGGGCAACUGCUCAGUUUGACGCCUGCUUUGAUGAGAACUUCAUGAAGCUCGUGAACGCCUUUGAUCUCCCUGAGGGGAGCGUCACGGGGAGCAACUAUGAUGAAACGCUGCAAAUGCUCAACAGCACCGCCUCUGGGCCGGAGAUCAUUCAAGGGUUGGAGCUUAAAAACUGCAGCUUGAGGGCAUUUCUUAGUGAUGGGGUGGAGGGAACAGGUCUGGCCUUUAUUGUCUUCACAGAGGCCAUCACCAAGAUGCCCAUUUCUCCUCUCUGGUCUGUCCUCUUUUUCAUCAUGCUCUUCUGUCUUGGGCUCUCCACCAUGUUCGGAAGUGUCGAGGGGGUGGUCGUUCCCUUACAGGAUCUAAACAUUUUUCCCAAGACGUGGCCAAAAGAAGUGCUGACAGGAAUUGUAUGCCUUACGUCCUUGUUGAUUGCGCUCAUCUUUGGUCUGCAAUCGGGUAAUUACUGGUUAGCGCUCUUUGAUAACUAUGCUGGCUCCAUUCCUCUGCUGAUUAUUGCCUUCUGUGAGAUGGUUGCUGUAGCCUACCUGUAUGGGAUGAAUAGGUUUAACAAGGAUAUAGAAUUCAUGAUUGGACACAAACCCAACAUCUUCUGGCAGGCCACAUGGAGAGUGGUCAGCCCCUUGAUCAUCUUUGUCAUCUUUGUGUUCUACUUUGUCACCAAAGUCAGCGCUCAACUCACAUACAUCGCCUGGAAUCCAAACUCGGAAAACUUCCCCGUGUUAGAUAUAUUGCCAUAUCCAAACUGGAUCUACAGCAUCAUCUUCAUUCUGGCUGGGGUUCCAAGUCUUUUGAUCCCAGGAGCUGCUCUUUACAAAUUAAUAAAAAGACGGUGCUGCAAGAAAUCCAUCAAAAAAUCUGAGCUCGACACCAUUUCUGCCAAAGUUAGCAUGUAGACACUUGCGGAAGAUGAUACUGUUUGAAUGAUGUGAUGUAGAUUGAAAAGAAAAGGACAUGCCAAACUGCACUAAGGCAUAAUGAAUUUAUAAAACAAA